Messenger RNA from Betta splendens (Siamese fighting fish), 7478 nucleotides. It is a transcript of the gene tns2a, whose product is annotated as tensin 2a. Lineage: Eukaryota; Metazoa; Chordata; Actinopteri; Anabantiformes; Osphronemidae. Gene Ontology annotation, molecular function: protein tyrosine phosphatase activity; protein binding. The record is from RefSeq and is a predicted model, not a curated record. The transcript is spliced from 28 exons. The coding region runs from base 439 to 5640 and encodes 1733 amino acids. Gene Ontology annotation, biological process: peptidyl-tyrosine dephosphorylation.
AGAAGCAAUGCAAAGACUUGAUGGCACUGAAGUUUGUAACAAUGUACGUGAAACGAAGAAUGCAUGGGUGAAGGCACGAGUGGGUGGAGGCACAGAAACGGGGAAUGCACAUGCAGCGGGGCUGAGUUGGUGAGAGGGGUGUUUUUUUAAGUGUGUGUAGAAAGAAAAGGGGCUGGGUGGUGGCAGGGAGAGCACGCAGAGUGUGUCCUUCGCCCUGUCCCCGUAACGAAGCCCAACGAGAGCCAGGAAAAGGGGAAGGGCCUCCUCCACUGCAUCUGCAAAAAAAAAAACAAAAAAAAAGAAAACAGCAGCUCAGGAGUCCGAGCUGGAGCCAGUUUAGAGGACAGGGGGAAGAGGACGGAGAGGGAGCGAGGAGGAGGGAGGACAGAAGAAGAGAGACGUGGGAGAGAGACCAGGAUCAGGACCGCGUCCACCUAUAUGGGUUGUGUCCUGAGCACGGACUGGUGCGGGGAGGAGGAGGUGCAACCGGUGCCUGUGGCCAGGAGCUCCUCGCUGAAGAGACGGAGCCUGGAGAGGAGCGGGAGCAGCAGGAUGAGGCUGACGAAGGCAGGGAAGGGAGAGCCCCACGUUUUCAAGGAGAAGACCUUCAAGAAGAAGCGUCAGUGCAGUGUGUGUCGCCAGAACAUCGACAACGUGGGCUCCUUUUGCAGAGUAUGUAAGACAGCUGCCCACAGGAAGUGCGAGGCUAAGGUGACCUCUGUGUGUAUCCCAGCUCCCUCCAAUGACCUGCAGCGAAGAGGGACCGCUCCUUCCCGUCACAUCCAACACCUGGGGUCCACCAAGUCUCUGACCUGUACUAAGCAAAGAAAUACCCUGCCAAGGAGCUUCAGCGUAGACCGAGUGAUGGAAAGAGUGAUGGAGCGCCAUUAUGACUUCGACCUGACCUACAUCACAGAGCGGAUCAUCUCUGUCUUCUUCCCCCCAAAGCUGGAUGAGCAGCGUUACAGGCUCAAUCUGAAGGAGGUGGCGGCCAUGCUCAAGUCCAAACACCAGGACAAGUUUCUGCUUCUAAAUCUCUCUGAACGCCGUCACGACAUCAGCCGACUAAAUCCAAAGGUUCAUGACUUUGGCUGGCCUGACCUCCACGCCCCACUGCUGGAUAAGAUCUGUGCCAUAUGUAAAGCCAUGGAGAUGUGGCUGACCUCUGACCCCCAGCAUGUUGUGGUCCUGCACUGCAAGGGCAACAAAGGAAAAACAGGCGUGAUUGUGGCUGCCUACAUGCACUACAGCAAGAUCUCUGCAGGGGCGGACCAGGCCCUCAGUACUCUCGCCAUGAGGAAGUUCUGUGAAGAUAAGGUGUCCCCGUCCCUCCAGCCAUCUCAAAACAGGUAUAUCUAUUACUUCGGGGGCCUUCUCUCUGGGGCGAUCAAAAUGAACAGCAGCCCUCUCUUCCUCCAUCAGGUUCUCAUUCCCUCGCUCCCAAACUUCGAGGGUGAAGGAAGUUACUACCCCUUCCUGAAGAUUUACCAGGCCAUGCAGUUGGUCUACACCUCGGGCAUCUAUGACCUUCAGGGCAGUGGAGGCAGGCGUCUGUGCGUGACCAUCGAACCAGCACUGCUUUUAAAAGGUGACAUCAUGGUCAAAUGCUACCACAGGCAAGCGCACAGUGCCGACAGGGACACCGUGUUCAGGCUGCAGUUCCACACAUGCACCAUCCACGGGUCCCAGCUCUGGUUUGGCAAAGGGGAGCUGGACCAAGCUUGUACGGAUGAACGUUUUCCAUCUGACGCCACAGUGGAGUUCGUCUUCUCCUCGGGACCCGAGAAGAUCAAAGGACGCGAGUACCACAAGAAUGAUCCAGCUGUCACAGUGGACUACAACACUGCUGACCCAGUGGUGCGAUGGGAUUCCUAUGAGAACUUUAACCAGCGAUACCAAGACAGCCUGGAUGAUAUUGCCCACACCCGAGGUCCUCUAGAUGGCAGUCUGUACGCGCAGAUAAAAAAGCGCAGAGGGCCCGGCUCUGGUUCGCUCACCUCCACUAGUGGCAGCAGCCCAGGGUCAGGCAUCCACGAAGACAGAUCCGAUCAUCUCCUCGCUCAGGGUUCUGACCUCUCAGGCCACUCCAUCCAUUUGAAUCAGUCAUCUAUCCAUCCAGACUGCCAGGAGGAGCCCCUUCGUCCCCCGCCUCCAACAAGACAAGAGAGAGAAGAGCUUGAACGCCUUCUCGGAGGCAUCGAAGGAAACCGAGACGGUGAGCGCGAGACUGCCAUCUUGGAUGAUGGGGAUUCUCUGCCCUCUGAGCAGUCUGGAACGUUGAGGCUCAUGCGAUCAUGUUCCUGCCGCGAAGGUUACCGGUCCCAGCGCUGUGCUGAGCCUGGAUGCGACCGCACCCUUCUGAUGCCUAAUGGAUACUGCCUUGACAGGGCCCCCGGAACAAAUGGACACUGCCUUGAUAGGGCUCCUGGAGCCAAUGGGCACCACGGGACAACCCCUGCUACCUCCAACCCUGUUGCUCCUCCGUCCCACAUGGAUCUGUGCCAGCACUACAGCCCCCACCCUCAUCAGUCUCUUCCACCACCAGAUUUGGUCUGGGACCGCCAGAGUGGCCUGCCGCACUAUCUACACCGCUCCUGUUCAGAGAGUCCCUCAUCUCGACAUAUGUGUUCAUACCCAUCAUCAAACCUUAACGCUCACUCUCAUAGCCAUUCCCAUCACCACCCUCUGUCUGCACCGGGUCGCCUCUGCUGUCGAGAAGAGGACUACAGCCCUUACCAUCACCCUCCUACAACUCACAGCCACCACCACCCCCAUGCACACCACCCUAAACCCUCCAACAGCCCUACCUAUCAUGAUAUAAUGCUUAUGGAUGGCCUGCCAGCCCCUGGCUGCCCUUGCAGAGACUGCAGCAUUAGGAGAGAAGAUUCAACGGGUUAUCACAGCUUAAGGCUGGACCGAGGCGACAGCUUUCACUGGGACAGAGAGGGGGAGCUUCCACAGAGAGAGGUGAGCCUUAGGAGAGCCAGGGAUGCAGAGUUACCCCGAGGGUCAGAGCUGCACUGGGAGAGGGACCCAGGACUAAGGCGAGGCAGAGAGCUGUCCCUCCACUGGGAGCGAGACAGAGAGGCUGAGCUACAGUGGGAGAGGGAGAGAGAAGCCGAAUAUUGGCACAGAAGGGCCACAGUAGCCUCCUACGGGUCACAAGGUCAUGAUCUUCCAGCCUUUGCAUUUGACCCCCUGCCAUCGGGUCACCCAGCUUAUCCUGAGGCGUCAAGGUCCCAUGCUCAUUCCCACCUGGAUUUGAAGUACAGCAGCAGCAGCAGUGGUUACCAAACACCCCGCCAGGUGUGCCCAUAUUCACCCUACCAGCCCUCUCCAUCUGAGAGCAGGGGCUACGCGUCUGGCUACCAGUCUGAGUCCACAUCUCCACUCCCACCUGCUUCCUCCAUGACGGGACCCUGCAGCCAUAGUAACGGACAAGCAGAGCAAAACCACAACCACAACCACCAUCACCCGAAUUCACAGCAGGCAUACGGCUCUGACUCACACACUGACGGCCUUCGUAGCUCUGGUGAAAGUGUGGGCUGGAGAGACCACAUCACACAUGGGUCUUUUAGGAGGCCCCACAGAGACGGCCAUGCCACAUGCUCCACGCCAUCUGACAUGUCUGGCCCUCCCACUCCUGUCCACACAAGCAGCCCUCUGCGCACACAAGAAAGCCCCAGUCCAGGAGGGAGGGAGUAUGAAAUCCGGACUACAGACAUCAUCAGCAGUGACUGCGAAGCCUCCCAGUCUCCAGAUGGACACUAUCAAGUCAAGUCGAGUAAUACCAUUCAGGAGUUGGCAGAAAGUCAAACAAGCAGCACAGAGGCACCAUCCCUGCCAGCUUCCACCAAAGAAACACAGUCACAGACAACCAAGCUUUCUCAAACUGUCCUCCACAAUAACUGCACUGUGCCAACAGACCCAUCCCCUAAAGCUCUCCAACAGCAGCUCUGCAGCACAGAUUUGGCAUCAGCUUCUAGUUGUGACUCUGUGCCACAAACCACAACCAACCAAGAACAUUCCCAUGUUCAUUUAUCCCCUAGCCAUGCUUCAUCUGCGCUGGAUGCGCCCCCCCAACCUGGCCCCCUCGCUCUGCAGACUCCUCAACCGUCAGAAGCCAUAACACAGCUGGAGUCCCAGCCUCAAAGUCCAACUCAAACCCAAGUCACAGCCUCUGUAGGAACAAUUCCAGCACAAGUCAAUGGAUCUUCUCCAACCAGGGAACCUCACACUGAGGCCAUAAAACCUGCCAACCCCCAAGCCCCUGUAUCUCCCACUCUAGCUUCUUCAUCAUCCCUCCAGCCUGCUUCCAGCAGCAUGGAGGGCUCCCCUGUCAAUGAAGCCCCAGUUCCUGGCUUUGCCACCCUGGGUAGGAGGUUGAUGCUGACCGGGCUUGACUCCCACCACCCGAACCACAUCCAGCAGCAUCCACAUAACCACUACCCACCCGUUGACCACAGUACAGCUGUGGACACUAACAAGAAGCAAAGUUACUCGGCUCACACUCCUCAGCUUCACCCAUCCUCCUACUCCAAUUACUCCACCAUCUCAAUCCCCCUUCCUCACCCCCAGCCUCCUUUACCAGAAAAGCGACACCUGCCAGCCCAGCCAGGAUUAACCAGCGAAGGGGUGAGAGUAGCUGCGGGUUAUGUGCCUCCAUUGCCAACCAGUCCCACACAGCAUCAGCACCAUGUCACAUUUUCCCCCACUGUGGGGGAAUUUGCUCCCACUGCAGGCCAGAAUGAUGAACUGGCUGCAGUGGAGCCUGCAAACAGGGUCAGUGUAAAGUUUGUCCAGGAUAGUUCAAGGUUCUGGUACAAGCCUGGCAUUUCCAGAGAGCAAGCAAUUGCAGCUCUAAAGGAGCGAGAACCAGGUUCCUUUCUCAUUAGGGACAGUAACUCUUUCCAGGGGGCCUAUGGUCUGGCCCUGAAGGUUUCAACACCUCCACCUAAUGUCAACAACCACAACAGCAAAGCGAACGACCCUCUGGAACAACUUGUCAGACACUUCCUAAUAGAAACAGGCCCUCGAGGAGUGAAGAUUAAAGGAUGUCAGAACGAGCCCUACUUUGGGAGUCUGUCAGCAUUAGUCUACCAACACUCCAUUACACCCAUCUCCUUGCCCUGCACUCUGAAGAUCCCAGAUAAAGAUCUUAUCGGGGAGGUGCAGGAAGUUCAACUAGUCAGUAAUGUAAGCACAGCUGCAGACCUGCUCAAACAAGGAGCAGCCUGUAAUGUCCUCUACCUGAACUCUGUGGAAACAGAGUCUCUGACCGGCCCCCAGGCCAUCGCCAAGGCAACAGAUGCUACUUUGGGGCGUAACCUUCGUCCUGUUGCCACUGUUGUGCAGUUCAAGGUGACGUCACAGGGGAUUACGCUAACUGACAGCCAGCGCAGGGUUUUCUUCAGAAGACAUUAUCCAGUGAACAGUGUAACCUACAGCAGCAUCGACCCAAAGGACAGAAGGUGGACUAACUCAGACAACACCACUGUUAAGGUGUUUGGUUUCGUAGCCAAAAAGCCCGGCAGCCUGGCAGAAAACGUUUGCCACCUGUUUGCAGAAUUAGACCCCGAACAACCUGCCUCCGCCAUCGUCAACUUUAUCAACAAAGUCAUGUUGGCGCAGCGCCGGUAGAUGGAGAGACGUCAUGCAAGCAAGGCACAUGCAGUAUUAAACUGUUGACAAGGAAUUUACUAAUGUCCGAAUACCAGUACUUGUAUUCGCCAGGUUUGGACCAUAACACUAUGUUGUCUUUCUUGUCCAACUGAUAAUGUGACACAGAUGUUAGUAAUUGAAACACGAUGAUGCACACUGCUGUUCCCCAUAAAACCUCUCUAAGGGGAACAUAUACUGUAACACUGCAUUUCAGUUUUUAUAUGAAUGAUGUGGAUGCAAAAUACACAACAAAAUACAGUGUUUAGAAAAAGUCGAUGUAUAGUGUUGCAAAUUUUUCAAGGAUGAGAAGACUUCAGUGGAGACGUCAGCAAUCCAAUCCGCAGGGGCCAGCAUCAUGAAAACAUGUUUGUGUGUUGGCUCCCAGAACUGAGAUUUCCUUACAUGGAACAGGAGGAUAUCACAAUGCAGGGUGUGGCUACACUGUUCAGGAACAGCUUUAGUUCCAAGUACAGUAUAAGGAAGAUAUAACACUGCACACCCUGUUGUUGCAGCAGACAACCUCAUUUUAGUGAAUAUAUUUUUAUUCUCAUCAGUAGUCCAAGUAUCAAACGCAAAUAAAAAAAAAUCUUAAGUAAUGAGUCUGAUGAUGCUGUUAUAGUUUCUGGGCUCUGUAGUCUCACAGUAAUGUAGCAAUAGCUGAGUGGGUGAGCCAAGAGGUAAUGGAGCCAGAUCAGAUUUACACUGACUGAAGCCAAAUAUCCCAAAGUCAGCCAGACUAAUUCUAACAGAUCAUGAUACCGGCCCCUGGUAAAAUAGUGGUUAAAUGCAGUUUUUAUUAGCAUGGUGUCCAGUCAAAUUAUGAGCUAAAUGUAGCAUUGAGGACAAAGUGAUUACAAUGAGGAUGUUUCCUUGCACUGGUAGAGGGCAACAAAUCCCUAGAGAUUUGACAAAAGAGCAGGUGUUUAUAUUUUGUAACGUUACAAAAUCCCUUGUUUGUUUAAAAGAGCAACCAAAGUUCUGCUAAUGUAAUCUAGUUUCUGUAUGUAUGUUCAGGUAUUGAUGUAUAUAAAGCAUAUUUAGAGACACUCUUGCCUUCAACCACAGACCAGAGCAUUUUUACCAGUAUAACACAUUUGACAAUCAAGUUUUAUUUUGUUGCCGAUGUUUUUCCACUCAGACACAUAGUAACUAAAGCAAGUGAGAAAUAUACAGUAACUCUCUAAUGAAAGUAAUCACGAAAGUGACGUGUUUAAGUGUGUGUGUGUGUGUGUAUGUAUGUUUUGAGGGUUCUGGUGCGCUGAGGGUAUUAAGGCCAAUAUGCUGGGUCAUGGUCCUGUGUCACUGUAGGUCUAGUUGUAGAGAAAUGCAUGUGAAAAGGGGAAGAGCUAGAUGGGGAAGGAAGUAGGAAGAUGGAGCACACCACUGCCGUGAAGUGUUUGGUGUCCAUUUACUGCUUCACUUGCUGUGGCCAAGUCCACCACAGAGCAUAUUCACACACACUAUAACCUGUCCAACAGGAGACACAUAAGCAGAUGUACUUAACCAAAGACGAAGCACUCGUGUAUUAAUGAGCUUAUUCUCUAGCUAUAUUUUUAUACUUAUUGUCUCUUGUAUUUUUACUACGCAUUUAUUUAGCGUUUCCCUGUUACAGUCUAGAAAAACACUUGUCUUAUAGCGAUAAUAUAUUAACUGUUUUCUUGUCGACGUCUAUAUUGUGUAGUAAUAUAUUUUCACAUGCAGCUAUAGGACAGUGUAUGAGAUAUUAAAAGAAAGGGUUUGUCUUUGAAAAGAAUAUUAUGCUAUUUUGUAUGCAAAAAAGAGAGAACCAAAUUAAACUGAAAGAUGUGGUACCUAAA